Messenger RNA from Thlaspi arvense, 1055 nucleotides. The record is from the annotation of a GenBank genome assembly. Lineage: Eukaryota; Viridiplantae; Streptophyta; Magnoliopsida; Brassicales; Brassicaceae.
UGGCACAUUGGCGUUACAACGGAUUCUUUUUCUACCGAUUAGCAAAAGAAAAAGAAAGCAACGGAUUCUUUUCUUGUUUUCAAACCAGAAGAAAGAGGUAUAAAUUCCGAAAUCUGCUCUCUCUUCAGAUCCCAUAAUCACAAAGACUCAUCAAUCGAUCUUUCUAGAAACAAAUUUUGCAACUUUCUGGUCAAUUUUCAGCAAUCACCAUGUUAAACCAACCUGGAUUUUCCGACCCAGAUCUCCGGUUUUCGUUUUCCGAUCAUAAACCAACCUGAAUCUUCCGACUCUUGUCGUGCCUCGACUGUCGAGAAAUGUUUGGGAAAGAUAGUGUUCAAGGACAUAACCACGAAGCUGAGAAAUAUGGUCCAAAAGGUCAGUCAAAGCCAUCCAAUGGCACACCAGCAAAGCCACAGGACAACUCGAAGCAACAGCCAGAUUUUGAUAUAAAUGUUGGCUUAUCAAAUCUGUAUCCAUGGUUUUGUAGUUUGUGUAACACAAAGGCUACAAGCCAGCAGACUUUGCUUGCCCAUGCCGAUGGAAAAGCAAAAGCCUUUCAUGCUAAACAGCAAUCCACGGUGGAUGCAACCGAAAGUACUGCUAUUCUCGAGAGAAAGAAGUCUCCAAACCAACUUGUUGUAACGACGGCAGCUCUGUCGUAUGAAAAGGAAGGACACUAUGUCAAGUAUGGAAGCGUGUGCACAUCUUGCCUGUUGAUGAUACCAUUGAAGGGCUUACCUGAAGCGCAGAAAGAAGAUGGAUGUGAUGUGAUUGACUUGGAAGAUGACGAAAUUGACGCCGAGAUCCUCAACUCCACGGCGGUGUCUAAUGAACACUUCCAGAACGGUCUUGGUAACAGCAACCCAUCUGCACUUCGUGAAACUGCCUGCCUGAGGAAAUCUCAUGUUGCUAAAGAUGUCGAUGUGACUGCACUCGCUAAGUACACUCAUGGAUUCAGUGGCGCUGAUAUCACUGAGAUUUGCCAGAGAGCUUGCAAGUACGCCAUUAGAGAAAUCAUCGAAAAGGUUAGAGAUUUCUUUUCUUUUAGCUCGUGA